Staurois parvus is the source of this 735-nucleotide messenger RNA. Lineage: Eukaryota; Metazoa; Chordata; Amphibia; Anura; Ranidae. The record is from the annotation of a GenBank genome assembly.
AUGGACAAGUGUGACCUGGUACAAAAGGCCAAGCUUGCUGAACAGGCCGAGCGCUACGAUGACAUGGCUGCUGCCAUGAAAGCCGUGACUGAGCAGGGCAGUGAGCUCUCCAACGAAGAGAGGAACCUGCUGUCUGUUGCCUACAAAAACGUUGUAGGCGCCCGCCGCUCCUCCUGGCGUGUGAUCUCCAGCAUCGAACAGAAGACUGAAGGCAAUGAGAAGAAACAACAGAUGGCUAGAGAAUACAGGGAAAAGAUCGAAGCGGAGCUCACUGAAAUCUGUACCGAUGUUCUUGAACUUCUGGAAAAGUAUUUGAUCGCUAACGCUACACCACCAGAAAGUAAGGUCUUCUACUUGAAAAUGAAGGGAGAUUAUUAUCGGUACCUUUCUGAAGUAGCAACUGGAGAUAAGAAACAAGUUACUGUAGAUAAUUCUCAGAAAGCUUAUCAGGAAGCGUUUGAAAUUAGCAAGCGUGAGAUGCAGCCAACACACCCCAUUCGACUUGGACUGGCUCUCAACUUCUCCGUGUUUUACUAUGAAAUUCUUAACUCUCAAGAAAAAGCCUGCAGCCUAGCAAAAACGGCAUUUGAUGAGGCAAUAGCUGAACUGGACACAUUGAAUGAGGAGUCUUACAAAGACAGCACUCUUAUCAUGCAGCUAUUAAGGGACAAUCUUACACUAUGGACCUCAGAACAACAGAACGAUGAGGCUGAAAAUGUAGAGGGAGACAACUAA